Messenger RNA from Phaedon cochleariae (mustard beetle), 3633 nucleotides. The record is from the annotation of a GenBank genome assembly. NCBI's taxonomy places the organism in Eukaryota, Metazoa, Arthropoda, Insecta, Coleoptera, Chrysomelidae.
UGGCGAAGGGCAUGGUUGAGUCCUUGAAAGAUGAUAGAAGCUGUUUGUAAUAAUUCGAGGUCGCAUCGUCCGUUCGGCUUACCGCAACUGAAAAAGCGAAAAAUCGAGCCUCCCAACAUGACGACCGUCGCGAAAAGCUUCACGAAAACCCUAGAAACUCUAGAAGACAAACGCCGAAAAAAAUGCGAGGAUCCAAAAUCCCUCCUCCUACCGCAAAAGAAACGAGUACUACCAUCGGUCUCUAGCACUUCCAGUCCUGUCAAGAAAAGUCCCAAGAUGAGCGAAGAGGGGGCACCUGAAGAAACUCUGAUACGCGAAACCGAGGCCGCUUUGAAAAACCUCUCAGGGAGUUGGGUAGGGUCAAGAAACAGCUACAGCGCCGCCCAAGAAGUAGCUACGCCGUUUGAGAACCUCUUUGACGAAAAGAAAGCCAUUAUCAAAAUGUCCCCCAGCUCAGCUUCAAACAGCAGCAGCGACAACGCCUCCUCGGUCAAAGACGUCAUCACUUUGAGGGACCAACACGAAGAGAGCUCAGAAGACAACUCGAGAAAAAGCAGCCCUAAAUCCAGAACCGGCAAAGUCCACUACCAAAGCCCGGACUUCAACGAGCUAGUAGACGACUCCUCCAACGAACUGGAGAUCGACAUGUCUGAAGCAGCAGCAGAAAAGAACGAAAAGCAUGACAGAAGGGACUCGAAGGCAAAGUUCCAUUCCUUUCACAGUUCCCCAUUUUCCACCGCCUCUGCAUUCCGGCCUCCUCAAUCGAAGAACCCCCCGUUGGGGCCCUUUCCCGCUGAGGCCACCUUCGUGGGCUACCCCAACGAUUCGACCCCAGUAGAGGAAAAGAAGACCAUCACUCCGUUGAAACCCUCGGAGGAUGAUAAAGUUGAGGGUGAGGUCAAAAGUCCGGAGGGGGCUAGCAAGCAGUACACGAUUCUCCAGCCUGCAGGGGUUGGUUCUAGGGCAGCUAGUACUUUGCAGGAGGUUGCUAGGGAGGGGGUGCAGAGCGUGGCGGCCGUGGGUGGUGGAGGUGGUUCUUCAGGGGAGGCUAGGGAGAAGGAGGCUCCGGCUAUUGAGAAGACGACGGUGGUGGUGCCACCUGGGGCUCUGUCGCCGAAUAGUAUCGGAAAGGUCCUCGCUAUGCACGAGACCAUCCUCAAAUGUCCCACCUCCGGAUGCAACGGAAGGGGCCACGUUAGCUCGAAUCGUAACACCCACCGAAGCCUCUCAGGCUGCCCCAUAGCGGCGGCCAAUAAGCAGGCUGCUCGAGAACACAAGUACCAAUCACAUUUGCACCGAAUCAAAACACCAAUUGCGUCUCCUUUCGCAGAGGAGAAGCCGGCAUACGACCAAUACUACCCCACGAAAACGAACCCGGUGAAGCCAGAUCCUAUGAAAGUACCGAAAACCGAAAUAACUUCCACCAACUGUUGCCAAGGAGACCUCUUGGUGCCAAAAACUGAGAUCACAAGUUCCUGCAGAUCACCACCAUCCAGCAUGAGGUCAGCCUAUGAACCGUACAUCAACCAAGACUCAAACUCCUCAUCGAUGUCCAGCAUGGAUACCAUGAACUCCAGGAGCCACCAAAUCCAUCAUAUGGGACCCCAUUCGCAACAACAAGGGUAUAGUAUGGAACAUCAGAUACCGCACAGGUCACCUUACCAUCAGUCACCCAUUGCCGAAGAGAUGUACCACAGAGAGAGGUCCUACACGGAGAUGAGCGAGUCUAUGGGAGGGGGUAUUGCUAGGCCGGUGGUCACCUACUCCAACGAGAUAGUCAACAGGUCGUACGACUCUGCUCUGAUCAACUCGGCUAGUCACAGGCCCUAUGAUCCUGGUACUAACAGCUUUGACAGGUACGAUUCGAGUCAGUGCGUUUCGUUGCAACAGCCCUUGGGACCUCCGAGGGUACCGCCGCAAGGCAUUUACGGGUACAUGGACGACCACCAAGAGCAGAGGUACCAACAGGAGGCGGCGGCGGCGCAACAGCACCAGAUAGCGGUGGCGAACGCGCAAGCGAUGAUGAAGUCCGAGGAACAGGAACCCACAGGGCCCUUAUACCCGAGGUAUGAGUUGGUUAUAGCAUUCGGUGGGGGUGGCCCCCUGCCGGUCGGCUUCUCCGCCAUCAACUUGUCGGUGAAGUGUCUGACUGCGGCCGCCCAUGCCGCCCAGAUGAAGGGCGGGCCGCACACCUCCCCCGGGGGCACCGUGGCUUACUCCAGCCCGCACUACGUCGGUGGCGGGGGCGGGCAGCGGGUCGGCGGCAGCCCGCAAGCGGCCGCUUCCCCCCACCUGUCGGCCAGUCCCCAAGUGCCCAGCCCCCAAGGACAGACGCUGGACCUCAGCGUUAGCAGGCUCUCCCACAGUGGCGUGCGGCCCCCUUUUUCCACGACGUCUGGAGGCGGCGGUGGGCCGGUACUGGCGCCCUCUUCCGGAUACAGUCGCGAAUCUACCCCCGACAGCGGCUACGGUCCGAUGAGCCCCCACCCCGGCUACGGCAUGCCGGGGGCGAGCGACUACCCGUCUGCCAACCCGUACGCCGCCCCCUACGCGGGGGCCGGCGCCGGGCCGUACGCGUGCGCCCCCGCCGGCUACCCGCCGGCCGCCGCCUACCCGGUGGGAGGGCCGCCGCCGGGCGGGUACUCGCCUGGCGCCUGCUACGCCAUGCCGCCUCCGCCGCAGCACGGUCUGCACGAUAAAAGCGGGAAAGACGGUUUGUCUGGUUGUCCGCGAUCGGACCGAUCUCAGAUACAGGCGCAUUCGCAGGAGCUGAAAUGUCCGACGCCCGGGUGCGACGGUUCUGGUCACGUGACGGGGAACUAUUCCUCCCACAGGAGUUUGUCGGGCUGUCCGAGGGCCAACAAGCCUAAGAGCAAACCGAGAGACGGCCAAGACUCUGAACCACUGAGCGCCUCCGGCUGUCCCAUCGCCAACCGCAACAAGAUGCGCGUGCUGGAAAGCGGCGGCAGCGUGGAGCAGCACAAAGCGGCGGUGGCCGCCGCCGCUGCCGCCACCGCCAUGAAGUUCGAGGGCGUGAAUUGCCCGACGCCCGGCUGUGACGGCACGGGCCAUAUAAACGGGUCCUUUUUGACGCACCGGUCGUUGAGCGGGUGUCCCAUCGCGGGGCAGACGCAGGCGCAUAUCAAGAAGGCCAAGUAUCCCGACGAGAUGCCGUUCUAUGCCAAGGGAUAUACAGGUGUAGAGGCGGGCGGGCCGAACGGCGGCGGUGGCGGGGGCAACGGCGAAGAUCUGAUCACCUUGGAGGCGGAGAUAUCCGAGCUACAGCGGGAGAACGCGAGAGUGGAAUCGCAAAUGAUCAAGCUGAAGUCGGACAUCAACGCCAUGGAGAGCCAUCUGGGGCACGGCGAAAAGUACUACGAGAGUCUGCGCAACAACGUCAUCACUCUACUCGAGCACGUGCGCAUCCCGGGGGGCAACGGGGGGCCAACUGGGGGGAUGGCGGGAGGCCACCCCGAAAAGAUCGGCCAGGAGAACUUCGACUCGUACUUCAGCAAGUUGCAGACGUUGUGUGCCCCCGCGGCAGAUGGGUAUUGCGCAGACGAUAACAGGCCGAUCUACGAGACGGUCAAGUGCGCGUUGCAGGACUUUACGGUGUUGCCGACGCCUAUUUAA